This is a messenger RNA of Lingula anatina, 2799 nucleotides long. RefSeq lists its product as uncharacterized. Gene Ontology annotation, biological process: protein refolding. The record is from RefSeq and is a predicted model, not a curated record. Gene Ontology annotation, cellular component: cytoplasm. Lineage: Eukaryota; Metazoa; Brachiopoda; Lingulata; Lingulida; Lingulidae.
GUUUUUUUACUUACCUGAGCAGUGAACAUAGACAGAAAGAUAGAUACAAGUUUAAAGGUUGAAACUGUCUAGUUCUAGCUGCUAACUUUCCUACCUGGCUUGUAGACUUCUCAGUGUGCUUGGAAUAUUAAUGUCAAGGGUGGGCAGUCUCUUUGUGGCAGUCUCAGUUAGGAUGGUGGGUGGACAGCUUGAACUAGGACCAGGAUUGUGUUAGAUGUGCCUGAAGUGAUUGGUUGUGCCUCAUUGUGCUCAGUAGCUCCUCCAUUGCCAGGAUUGUGUUAGUUGUACUGACUAGCUGUUCCAGAUUGUGUUGGUCCUGAUCCAUCUUGCUCAGGGAAUCAACAGCAUACUAACGCCUUGACCAACACAAACAUUUUCAGACUCUGAGGAAGAAACAUCCAUGUACUAACAGAAAAAUUUGUGAUAAAUCCAGAAAUAUUGGUGAGUGGAUAAUUCAGCAUCAAGAUGAAGGAUCAUUAUGCUGUGUUAGGGCUCACUAGGGGGGCCGGGGACAAGGACAUCAAGAGGGCCUUCCACACUCUGGCCCGAGAGCUGCACCCUGACAAAAACAGCUCCCACAAUGCUAACGAUAAGUUUAGGGAGGUGAAAGAGGCCUAUGAGGCUCUGAAAGAUGAAGAUUCCAGAGAGUCUUACCAUCUGGAUUGUGACUUUGAAGAAAUAAAGAAGAAGUGCAGUAUGGCAAAGAGCAGUACAUCUUACUCCAGUAAAACUGGUUAUGGAGGCCGAUCCAGAUAUCACUUUUACUCCACAAGCUCACCUUUCUCCAAUUUCCGGGAUGGGUUUGACUUCAAAUUUAACGACUCCUCAGACACGGCUGAUGACACGCCUGGUGCUUAUAAAAAGUACAACAAUAGUUAUAAGGAAAGUAAGCCAAAGUCCAAACCAAAAUCAAAACCAUUCACUGAGAGAAAACCAAACCGCAGCUUCAGGACCAGUUUCAAUGUCGGGGGUGUCCCCAUGUUUUCCUUCAGUGCUUUCUGUAACAUGGGGAACUUUGACACGGAGUUUGAAGCAUUUUUCGACGACCCAAUUUUUAGCAGUCCUUACUUCUCUAGGUACGGACAGCGCACUCCAGGGUUUCGGAGUAGUAGUCGUGCCUCCCCGGAUGACUUUGCUAAACAGAAACCACACAAGCCCAGUAGGCAACGUCACAAGAAACACAAGUACAACAUGUACGGCUACGACUCUGACCUGGACGAUGACCUCUUUGACUGGACUCCUAAGACAAAGCCUGGUGGACCCUAUGUUGACCAGACUGAGGAUUAUUACAGCUCAGAAGAUGAUGAGGAACAAGACAGCAGAGAUAUCAGAAAAUUCCAAUGUCCCAACUGCACUAAGAUGUUCACUCUUACAAAUCUGAUAAAGCAUGAAAAAACCUGCGGCCCGUGGUCAGCACGAUACAACACAGAGAGCGACUGGCGCCAGCAACGAGAGGAAAUGUUGAAUAAAGUGCGCUCUGACAAAAAAGCUUCACGUGCAGCUAAAAAGGAGUCACACCCAUCUCAUGAAGAGACUCCAACAUACAAGUUUAAUGAUCCAAAGCGUAUCCAGUGCCAAUUCUGCUAUCGGUACUUCAGUUCCACGGCCGCCAACAAGCACAUCCCUUUCUGUAUGGAUCACACCAGUACUACUUAUAAACCCCCGCCAUCGCAUAGAGCAUCGUCAGAAAAUCCUGAGGAGGACACUGAGAACCCGCAGGAUGAGGAAAAUGCUGAAUCUCACCAGUCCAGAGAGAGCUCCCCUGAUGACUCUGUCAGAGGAAAGAGAUCUUCUCGUUCAAAAGAAUCUCCUGGCCCAGAGAACACUUACAGUAGACACAGAGCAGGGAGCAGGUCUUGAUGGAGGAUGGCAGUAGGGAGAAUAUGGCCACAGGUCAGACCAGAAGGUCAGGUUGGAGAAGAUUGAGAAGAAAAGUAACGUUAUAGAGGGGAGGGAAACUUCAAAGUAAAGGAUCAGAAUCAGGGAUUAAUGAAAACAGAAACAGGAGGAAGAGGAGCAAAGAUGAAUCAAAUCAGUGAUUACCCAUCACAUAUUUUCAUCAUGAUACUGAUUUGAAGAAAACUCAAUUCAUCAUUGGACAUUUCAUUUGUCCAAAGCCAUCCUUUACAAGGUCUUGAUAUUUAUUCCGCACUGCUUCAUUAUCGUGUCAUGCUGUUUUAACUUAAAAGUGACUUCAUGGCAAGGAGAACAAAGCGUGCCCCACCCCCACCCCACCGUUUUCGCCCCCUCCAUUUCUGUUGAUAUUUACACAUUUCCCUGGGGGUGGGGUGAGCUUUUUUUUCCCACAUAUAUAAGAUAUUACUGGUACUUGUAAAAUUUCUUAUAAUUUGACAAUAAUAUCUUACUCAUCAGAAAAGCCUAAAAAUAUUUGUUGAACUGCCUUGUUUCUAUAAUAUGUACACAUAAGGUGCUGGUAUAGUAAUUAUGUGUAUGUUCUGACUUUUAAGAUGGCAAAUGAGUAUUACUUGUUAUUCUGAGUAUUCAGUAUUAAAAUGUUGUUAAUUAUUUGAGUGUUAAAUUAUGCCAUCCUUGAUCUUCUGAAUGGCACCAGCUUUGAAAUCUUUAAAAAGAGAGCUGCUAUUUUCUCUAACUCUGUGGAUCUGGUGUAUAUUUAUAAGUUUUAAGUUUAAUGAUUGCUUAUUAAUCAUUAAUAUAUUGUUUCACAUAGUUUAUAUUAUCUUCAUAUCAUCGCUUGUUCAAAUACGCAGGAGGCGGGAGGACGUGUACUAUUUAUGAAUUUUGUUUUGUUUUCAUUGGAAUAAAUAAAAAUUAAUCUUA